Danio aesculapii is the source of this 2758-nucleotide messenger RNA. RefSeq names its product RAR-related orphan receptor B (gene rorb). Lineage: Eukaryota; Metazoa; Chordata; Actinopteri; Cypriniformes; Danionidae. Gene Ontology annotation, molecular function: RNA polymerase II cis-regulatory region sequence-specific DNA binding; nuclear receptor activity; zinc ion binding. The coding region runs from base 200 to 1600 and encodes 466 amino acids. The transcript has 10 exons. Gene Ontology annotation, biological process: regulation of transcription by RNA polymerase II. The record is from RefSeq and is a predicted model, not a curated record. Gene Ontology annotation, cellular component: nucleus.
GCUCGCAGAUGUCAUGUGAAAACCCGCAUGCUGGCCUUACCGCACAACUGAAGAGUCCGAGCACCGCUUCACGCACCUCUGGAAUGGUUUUGCACAGUAGUCACCCACUUUGACGAGACCAAACUACACUACCGAGGAUUUUGUUUCUUUCUGUUUGUUUCUUCAUGACUGACGCGUUCGGGAGCGAGUCGCCAACACUAUGCGAGCCCAAAUUGAAGUCAUACCAUGCAAAAUCUGUGGAGAUAAGUCAUCAGGCAUCCACUAUGGAGUCAUCACAUGUGAAGGCUGUAAGGGUUUCUUUCGGCGGAGUCAACAAAACAACGCCUCCUACUCCUGUCCCCGCCAGCGCAACUGCCUGAUCGACCGAACAAACCGCAACCGCUGCCAGCACUGCCGCCUACAAAAGUGCCUGGCCUUGGGCAUGUCCCGGGAUGCUGUGAAGUUUGGCCGCAUGUCAAAGAAGCAGAGGGACUCUCUGUACGCAGAGGUCCAGAAGCACCAGCAGAGGCUGCAGGAGCAGCGGCAGCAGCAGACGGGUGAAGCAGAAGCCCUCGCUCGCGUUUACUCCUCCAGCCUCACCAACGGCCUCAGCACCCUCAACCACGAGAUUGGAGGAACGUACGCCAACGGUCACGUCAUAGACAUGCCCAAGGGCCAGGCAAACGGCGUUCCCGGUGGAUACUACGGCAUGGACUCCACACAGGCCAGCCCGGAUCAGUCUGGACUCGACAUAACUGGCAUGAAACAGAUCAAACAGGAACCCAUAUAUGAUCUCACUCCCGUUCCCAACCUUUUCACCUACGGCUCCUAUCAAGACAGCCAGCUCGCACCUGGAGUGUCUAUGGGGGAAUUAGACCGAAUUGCACAGAACAUCAUAAAGUCCCACCUGGAGACGUGUCAGUACACAGCGGAGGAGCUUCAGCAGCUCGCCUGGCAGACGCACUCUUACGAGGAGGUCAAGAUGUACCAAAGCAAGACACGGGAUGUCCUGUGGCAGCAGUGUGCUAUACAGAUCACUCAUGCCAUUCAGUAUGUGGUAGAGUUUGCCAAGCGCAUCACUGGCUUCAUGGAGCUUUGUCAGAAUGACCAGAUAUUGCUACUGAAAUCAGGUUGUCUGGAGGUUGUGCUGGUCCGAAUGUGUCGUGCAUUCAAUCCACUCAACAACACGGUUCUGUUCGAGGGGAAAUACGGAGGCAUGCAGAUAUUCAAAACUUUAGGCUGCGAUGACCUGGUCAGUGCGGUGUUUGACUUUGCCAAGAGUCUGUGUUCACUGCAGUUAACAGAAGAGGAGAUCGCCUUGUUUUCUGCUGCAGUGCUCAUUUCUACAGACCGGCCGUGGUUAAUGGAGCCCAGAAAAGUGCAGAAGCUACAAGAAAAAAUCUACUUUGCCCUGCAGCACAUCAUGCAAAAGAACCAUCUGGACGAGGAUGCGCUGGCCAAGCUGAUCAGCCGGAUCCCGACCCUGUCUGCUCUCUGCACUCUGCACACGGAGGAGCUUCAGGCGUUCCAGCAGCUUCACCCAGAGACUGUCAACAUGCUGUUUCCCCCGCUGUACAAAGAGCUCUUCAACCCAGACGCUGCCGCCGUCAUGCCCAAAUGACCACGCACAGUUCGCUAAACUCUUUCUUUCAACAGAGGAGGAACACUGUGUCGCAGCAGCCGCAACAAAUAAACUAACUCUUGGAAUGUCCUGCACUUCAGAAACACAACUCAUUUUCACCGGUACAGUCAUAAGAAUGUAUAUACGCGCCAGCAGGCGUCUUCAGUAUGACCAGAAAUGUACAGACUUUAGGACAAUUUAAGCUGUCUUUAAAUUGGGUAAGUUAAUUCUCUCUCUCUUUUUGGUUUUGUUUUAUAAAAUAUUGUUAUAUUGAAAUGAGAAGGAAGGGAGUGCAUUCAAAAAUGAUAAUGUAGUCAUUUCUCUAGAACAAAGGCGGUAUUCCAGUAUUAAUUUUUUUCUGGUAAUAUUUUAGUCAUAAUUUAAAAACAACGGUGGCCUCAAAGGCCCGUAUCUUGUCUAUGUAAUUUUUGGUAUUUGUUUUUUGUAGUUUUACCUGUACAGAAUAUGUGAACUUGAAAGUGGUACAAGGUUAACGGGGGACUAACUAACUGUUUGGCCACGUUUAAAAAAAGAAAAAAGAAAAGAAAAAAAGCCUUGUCUGGGCUAUGUAGAUAUGUAUAAACAGCACCACAACAUCAAUCCUACACUUUAGGAUUUUUCGAUGUGGAUGAAUAAUUGAUAAAGGAUACUUUUCCGUAUGAAAGUAUAGAGAUAUAUAUUUUACAAUAAUAUGGUAUGGCCGAUUACCAUCUUGUCAGUCAUUGCUGCAAUAACAGUUUCUAUAAUAACUGCUGAAAAACAAUCCAGUCAAAUGUGACUAUGGAAAGCCCUCAGAACUGCUUUGAAUCUAUUUCAAAAAAUAAAAAAAUCUAUGAAAUGCUGUUCACACUGCCAAAACUACUGGAAAACAGCACUAAUGUAAUAGGGCUGAAGCCCUCUUUCCGACUAGUAGAGUUCAAUCAUAUUUCUGCUGCCUUUAUAAUAGAUUCUCUGACUUGAGCAAUAAUGUAUCAUUUUUAAUUACAUUCCCAGAUCAGACUAGCAAAUUCUGAAUUUAUUCUGCAUUUGAAUACCAAUUUAUUUAGUAAAUCAAAUGCUUUCACUGCUCAAAAUCAAAUUGCAUUUUCCAAAAGGUAGCACUUAUGCAGUUUAAGCUAUCAAUUGGAACACCAGGAUCAUUCAUUAAUUUUUCACAUU